AUGUCUUCCUCCUACCAACCAAAGCAAGUGACCCAAUAUGAGGCAUCACACCUGGUCGAGUUGAUGGGAAAUAUCAGCAAAACCAUCAUUGAUUUUUCUCUUGAUCUAAUUCCUCCAUUCCAAUCAACUGAUCUCGUUCACGACAAUGCGUGCGGCGCCGGAGUUGUCUCUCAGGCUAUCAUGGCAAAAAUGUCACCAUCUGGUAAAGGUCUGCGUAUUCAGGCAACCGAUAUCAACCCAAAAUUCGUGAUAGCUUGUGAACAAAUGGCAAAACUGAACAAGUGGCCUCUAGAGGCGCACACAAUGGAUGCACGCGAUCUUGAUUUCUCGAACAACCAUUUCUCUCACUCGUUCAACAACUUCGCUUUCCACUCCAUGGAUGUUGCUAGGCAUGGUUUGAAGGAAGUACACAGAACCCUAAAGCCGGGGGGUUUUACUAUGGUAUCCGCGUGGAAUGGGAUGCCACACAUAGAUGCCCUCAAGCACGCCAAUCGUCGGACACGUGGAGAGGAUGCCCCUCUCCCGAUGCUGCUUCAAGACAUUUCCUUCGAGGAGGACCAAAUGAAGAAGGCACUGAAUGAUGCUGGGUUCGAUCCUAGCAAGACAAGGAUCUAUCACAAGGAUGCAUCUAUUGUCAUUCCAGACAUAAGGCGAUGGGCACAGUUGGCAUGGAGCUACUUGGGCGUUCUUCCGUCUGGGUGGCUUCAAGGAGAUGAAGAUAAGUGGGAGGAGGCACUCGAUGAUAUCGUGGAACAGCUUCUUCAUAGCGAUGGGAUUUCCAAGAACGAGAAGGGCGAGACUGUCAUGCGAUUCGCAGGAUGUGUUGCCAUUGCUACCAAGGAAGGUUGA
Messenger RNA from Fusarium poae, 849 nucleotides. RefSeq lists its product as uncharacterized. Lineage: Eukaryota; Fungi; Ascomycota; Sordariomycetes; Hypocreales; Nectriaceae. The coding region runs from base 1 to 849 and encodes 282 amino acids. The transcript has 2 exons. The record is from RefSeq and is a predicted model, not a curated record.